ACAGAGUUUCCGGCGAAAGCAUCCUCAACAAGGAAAACUUUAUUGAACCUGAAGGGGCUGGGGGGAGGGGGCCGCCGGGCCGGGCCGGGCCGCGGCCUGGGCGAAGAUGUCGGUGAACUACGCGGCCGGGCUCUCGCCUUAUGCGGAUAAGGGCAAGUGCGGGCUCCCCGAGAUCUUCGAUCCCCCUGAAGAGCUAGACAGAAAAGUAUGGGAACUGGCCCAGAUGAUUCAGAGAUCUUCCAACGUGGUCUUUCACACGGGUGCAGGUAUCAGCACUUCCUCUGGCAUCCCAGACUUCAGGGGCCCCCAGGGUGUGUGGACCAUGGAGGAACGGGGCCUGGCACCCAAGUUUGACAUAACGUUUGAGAGUGCCCAGCCUUCUAAGACCCACAUGGCCCUGCUACAGCUGGAGCGAGUGGGCAUCCUGAAGUUCCUGGUGAGCCAGAAUGUAGAUGGGUUGCACGUGCGCUCCGGCUUCCCCAGGGACAAACUGGCUGAGCUCCAUGGGAACAUGUUCGUGGAAGAAUGUGCCAAGUGUAAGACGCAGUAUGUACGUGAUGUGGUGGUGGGCAGCAUGGGCCUCAAGGCAACAGGACGGCUGUGCACUGUGGCAAAGGCCCGAGGCCUCCGGGCCUGCAGGGGGGAAUUGAGGGACACCAUCCUGGACUGGGAAGAUGCCCUGCCUGAGCGAGACCUCAACCUUGCUGAUGAAGCCUGCAGGAAUGCAGAUCUCUCCAUCACUCUGGGUACAUCACUGCAGAUCCGACCUAGUGGCAAUCUACCUCUGCUCACUAAACGCAAAGGAGGCCGCUUGGUCAUAGUCAACCUGCAAGCCACCAAGCAUGACCGCCAGGCUGACCUUCGAAUUCAUGGCUACGUCGAUGAUGUCAUGGCCAAGCUCAUGAAGCACCUAUGCUUGGAGAUUCCUGAGUGGCAGGGGCCCCUUGUGGUGGAACGGGCCCCACCCCUGCUACCCCUCCCAAUACAGUUGAAGGCUGAGCCCCUCACCCUGCCAGCCCUGCCUGCGACACCCAAGGCAGAGCCCCCUGCCCAGCGCCACAGACCACAAGAAGGCAGCAAACGGGAGCAGCCCCCUGCCCCCCGGCUGCCCAAGAGGGUGAAGGUGGAGCCUAUGCCCAGCUGAAUUGGCUUGAGACGGCAUGUGGACUCCUUUCUGAGCCCCAGUUCUCCCUCACUGUACAGAGGGGGAGCACAUUCAAGUGAUAUCUACAGGCCUGUCCAACCCUCAGUCCUGGUGACAGUGUGGCCUAGUAGAAGGAGCACUGCACUUAGAGUCAGAGGACUUGGGUUCAGAUCCCAACCUGUGUGACUUUGGAAAAGUUGCUCCACUCCUUUGGGCCUUAUAGUUUCAUUAUCUGUAAAAUGAAGUUGAACUAACUGAUCUUGAGGAAUCUUUUCACUUCCCAUAAACUAUGAUCUUGUGAUGGAAAUGGGCGAGUCUGGGUGGGUUUUUUACUUUUAAAUAAAUUUGAUUUCCUUUUUCA
Messenger RNA from Trichosurus vulpecula (common brushtail), 1505 nucleotides. RefSeq names its product sirtuin 6 (gene SIRT6). Gene Ontology annotation, molecular function: NAD+ binding. The coding region runs from base 107 to 1144 and encodes 345 amino acids. Lineage: Eukaryota; Metazoa; Chordata; Mammalia; Diprotodontia; Phalangeridae. The transcript has 8 exons. The record is from RefSeq and is a predicted model, not a curated record.